GUUCAGCCUUUCAGCUGAAAGCUGCUUUCAUUUCUUAUCUUUUUUUGAAAUUUGAAUUGAACGUUUUGUUUUGUCGAACCCAACAACCUUUCAGGCAAAUCUUCUGUACUUCCAUUUCUUGCUCUCAUUUGCACAUACAUUACUCCUCCACUUAUUGAAGACCCAUUAGGCCUUCAAAAUGGUGAAGUUUUCCAUGCCCUUGAUGGGUUUGAUGCUGUUAUGCUUGUGGGCAACUGUUACAGAAGCAAAAUACAUCAAGUACAAAGACCCUAAACAGCCAUUGGGCGUUCGAAUCAAGGACCUCAUGGCCCGGAUGACUCUACAAGAAAAGAUUGGCCAAAUGGUGCAGAUCGAGCGCGAAGCUGCAUCUGCCGAUAUCAUGAAGAAGUACUUCAUUGGGAGUAUUUUGAGUGGUGGAGGGAGUGUCCCGGCCAAGAGAGCAUCGCCUGAGACAUGGGUGAGUGUUGUGAAUGAAUUCCAGAAGGGUUCUCUAUCCACCCGUCUUGGGAUUCCCAUGAUUUAUGGGAUUGAUGCAGUUCAUGGCCACAACAAUGUGUACAACGCAACAGUUUUUCCUCACAAUGUUGGUCUUGGAGCUACUAGGGAUCCUGAGCUUGUGAAGAAGAUUGGAGCUGCAACUGCUCUUGAAGUUAGAGCUACAGGAAUUCCCUAUGCUUUUGCUCCAUGUAUUGCGGUUUGCAGGGAUCCAAGAUGGGGUCGGUGUUAUGAAAGCUAUAGCGAAGAUCAUAAAAUUGUUCAAGCAAUGACCGAGAUCAUACCUGGUUUGCAAGGAGAUUUACCUGCUGGUUCUAAGAAGGGUGUUCCCUUUGUUGGUGGAAAGACAAAGGUUGCAGCUUGUGCCAAGCACUAUGUGGGGGAUGGUGGUACUACCAAGGGCAUCAAUGAGAAUAACACUAUAAUUGAUUUUAAUGGAUUGCUCAACAUCCACAUGCCUGCAUAUCGUAACUCCAUCAGCAAAGGUGUUGCUACAGUUAUGGUUUCCUACUCAAGCUGGAAUGGAAAGAAGAUGCAUGCUAACCAUGAUCUUAUCAUUGGAUUCCUCAAGAAUAAACUACGGUUCAGGGGUUUUGUCAUAUCGGAUUGGCAGGGUAUUGACAGGAUUACAUCUCCACCCCAUGCUAAUUAUUCUUAUUCUGUCGAAGCUGGAGUUGGUGCUGGAAUAGACAUGGUCAUGGUUCCAUACAACUUCACAGAAUUCCUUGAUGAUCUAACCUUCCAGGUGAAGAAUGGCAUCAUCCCCAUGGCCAGGAUUGAUGAUGCAGUGAAGAGGAUCCUGAGAGUCAAAUUUGUCAUGGGAUUAUUUGAGAACCCAAUGGCUGAUCUCAGCCUGGUCAACCAACUUGGGAGCCAGGAGCAUAGAGAGUUGGCAAGGGAAGCUGUGAGGAAGUCACUUGUGCUGCUGAAGAAUGGUAAAUCUGCCAAGAAUCCAUUACUUCCCCUUCCUAAGAAAGCACCAAAGAUACUUGUUGCAGGAAGUCAUGCUGACAACUUGGGUUAUCAAUGUGGAGGCUGGACAAUUGAAUGGCAGGGUCUUGGAGGCAAUGACCUAACAUCAGGAACCACAAUCCUAACUGCGGUGAAGAAUACCGUUGAAUCUGGCACUCAAAUUGUCUACAAUGAGAACCCUGACUUAGAAUACGUCAAGUCAAACAAAUUCUCAUACGCAAUUGUUGUUGUGGGUGAGCCUCCUUAUGCAGAAACUGCUGGUGAUAGCAUGAGUCUGACAAUAGCUGAACCUGGUGCAAGCACCAUCUCCAAUGUCUGCGCAGCUGUCAAAUGUGUCGUUGUUAUCGUUUCUGGCCGCCCUGUUGUGAUCCAGCCCUAUCUAGCAAAAAUAGAUGCACUUGUAGCUGCUUGGCUUCCGGGAACUGAAGGCCAAGGUGUUGCAGAUGUGCUGUUUGGUGACUAUGGAUUCACUGGAAAGCUGGCACGAACUUGGUUCAAGACAGUGGAGCAGCUCCCCAUGAAUGUUGGUGAUCCACACUAUGACCCUCUAUUUCCCUUUGGGUUUGGUCUAACGACUAAACCCACCAAGCAGAUCUAGAAAUCCCAUUGGGAAGGGCGAUACUUAUCCAAUUAAAACUUUCUGAGUUCAUUUUCCUUUUCUAUGUGUACCUUUUCAUAGAAUGUGGUUUCUGCAUUUGUUUGUUUUUAACAUGCAAGGAUGCUAUUUAAACAGAGUAGUAGAGGAUGCUCAUGCUUCAAGCAAUAUCCAUUUCAACCUGGAGCUGUGAAUGGUAUUCAGCAUCCCUGAGAUGUGUACCAGAGAUUAAGAUUAAGAAUUGAGUGGCAAGUUUGCGAUAGCAUGACACUUAUAAUUUAUUCAAUCGCUACCCAUUCAUAAUGUACUAUAAAUCUGGAUUUGAAUCCUAAUAUAGCAUUUAUAUAUUGUGCUUU
Vitis vinifera (wine grape) is the source of this 2418-nucleotide messenger RNA. RefSeq lists its product as uncharacterized. The record is from RefSeq and is a predicted model, not a curated record. Gene Ontology annotation, biological process: glucan catabolic process. The coding region runs from base 179 to 2065 and encodes 628 amino acids. The transcript has 10 exons. Gene Ontology annotation, molecular function: beta-glucosidase activity. Lineage: Eukaryota; Viridiplantae; Streptophyta; Magnoliopsida; Vitales; Vitaceae.